UCCGGUUCCGGGUGUGGGGAGCGAUGCGGGGACCGGCGGCGCGGACGGAGCGGAGGGGCACGAGAAUGAAGAAAACGCCCGAAAUAAAGGCGGCGAAAAAAGCGAGGAAGCCGCCUCGAGCGGGCGAGGCGCCGAAAAUGGCGAAAGCGAAGGCUCCGAAGCGGGCGGAGGAGGAGGCGGAGGCGGAGCGGCGCGCCCGGCACCUGAGGGCUGUGAGCGGCGCGGCGGGCGCCGAGCGGGAGCUGGAGGAGCUGGUGUUCGGCGACAGCCUCAGAGUGGAGGAGGACGAGCUGCUGCGGCGCCUGGGCGGGCCCCCGAGGGUUGCUGCCACGGAGGGGAAAAGUCUCCAAGCAGACUCCAGCGACUCAGAGGUAGAAAAUGAAGCGAAAGGCGACUUGUUGCCCAAACAGCCGGCCUGGGUGGAUGAGGAUGAUGAAGCCGAGGAAAAUGUUGACAUGACCCAUAAAUACAGGAAGGAUUUCAUGAAAAGCGAUGCUGAGAAGACACUUACUAAGAAAAAACUGAAAAGAAGACUUGAGGAACAGUUUCAGCAAGCCAUGGGAGGAGUUCCUGCCUGGGCUAAUCUAGAAAACAGGAAGAAAUCCAAAAGGACUUCAAGCGAUAGUGAGAGUGAUGAAGAUGAUGAUCUGCUACGCAGGACAGGCAAUUUCAUAUCGAGCUCAGAGUCCCUGCCAAGAGGAAUUUUGAAGAUGAGCACCUGCCUGCCUGCAAACCAGGAACGCUUUGCCAAUGGAAAACUGGUGACGGUGCAGUUCCAUCCUUCAGCUCAAGUGGUCAUGACUGCAGGACAUGAUCGGUCUGUGUCACUCUUCCAGGUGGAUGGUAUAAGGAAUCCAAAAAUACAGAGCAUCUAUUUGGAGAGUUUUCCAAUUUACAAGGCUCGUUUCAGUGUUGAUGGAGAACAAGUUAUAGCCACUGGUACUCACCACAGCAUGUUCUUCGUGUAUGACAUGAUGGCUGGAAAUAUUAUCCCCAUACCCAAAGUACGAGGUGUGGAGGAAAGAUUUCUCAGAAACUUCGAGCUUUCUCCAGAUGGAUCACUUAUGCUGCUAAUUGGAACCUCGGGUUACCUUCACUUGCUGUCGAUGAAGACAAAGGAACUGAUCAGCACUAUGAAGGUAAAUGGAAGGUGCACUGCAUCUGCUUUCACUCCAGACAGCAGUAAAAUAUACAGCUAUUCAAAGGAAGGUGAAGUUUUCAUUUGGGAUGUGAGAAGCAGGAAGUGUCUACACAAAUUUGAAGAUGAAGGUUCUUUGGAAGGAACGUGCAUUGCUCUUUCAAAAAACAACCAGUAUGUGGCAUGUGGUUCAUCUUCAGGGGUUGUAAAUUUAUACACCACUGAUGUCUGCCUCAAGGAACACCGUCCUAAGCCAGUUAAAGCCGUAAUGAACCUUGUUACUUCUGCCACCUGUGUGACCUUCAACCCCACCACGGAAAUUUUGGCAGUGGCUUCCCGUGAUGCUGAUGAGGCUGUGAAAUUGGUGCACAUUCCUUCAUAUACCGUGUUCUCAAACUUCCCGGUGUUCAGAAGAAAACAGAUUUAUCUUGCUCAGUCUAUGGACUUCUCUCCCAGAAGUGGCUAUUUCUCUGUGGCAAAUAACAAAGGCAAAGCCUUGUUAUUUAGGCUGAAGCAUUAUUCAUCUUUUUAAAAGAAGAUACAGGAGAAAAUGGACCAGUAGCUGAGGUGUUGUAACCUGCAGAUACGAGUAUGCUGACAAAAUCAAACAAGUCUUAUUUAUAUGGAAGCUGCAAAAUACUAAUAGAACAUCUGUAUUUUUGAAUGUUGGGGUUUUUUAAUAAAGAUACCUAUUAAGUUGCCAGGAAA
Myiozetetes cayanensis is the source of this 1846-nucleotide messenger RNA. RefSeq names its product UTP18 small subunit processome component (gene UTP18). The record is from RefSeq and is a predicted model, not a curated record. The transcript is spliced from 14 exons. Bases 24 to 1670 code for a protein of 548 amino acids. Gene Ontology annotation, cellular component: Pwp2p-containing subcomplex of 90S preribosome; small-subunit processome. Gene Ontology annotation, biological process: rRNA processing. Lineage: Eukaryota; Metazoa; Chordata; Aves; Passeriformes; Tyrannidae. Gene Ontology annotation, molecular function: protein binding.